AUGAAAAUUUUAUGGGUCGCAAGCUUCACCACCACGCUGAAGAUCGAGUGCGGCAUCAGAUACGUGUCGGGUGCAGCGUCGGGUGUGGCUUUCAGGUUACCGCUGGUAUCCAGAGAGUCCUUCCUCACCGGAACCUCGGAGCCAUGGGAGCGUGCGUGCACACGUGUCACGUAAUCCCCCUGUUGUUGGUUACACGUACUCUUACCGUAGCUCUCUAUCACUUCUUUAUAAGAUAUUGAUUUUUUAAAUGACAGUGAGCAGCCACUGGCUGCUCGCUGUUUAGGCAACAUGCCCCUUUAACCUCACUUUUAAUAAUAUGGGGGUCAUAGUUUUUUUUUCAUAGGUUUUAAUGCAGGGGGGGGGUGGGUAGGAAUGGUUUCACAGGGAGGCAGCUGGUAGCGCUGCCGGCUCCCUCCUUGCCUUUUUUUUUUGCGCAUGUGCAGUGCUGUUUUUCGUCCUAAUGGACGAAAAACUAUUUACAUUCGAAAACUAAUGGUUUGCGGCCAAAAUUCGGGAUUGACGAAAUUUUCAUUUAGUACGAAAUCAUUCUUUAAAAAAUGAAAAUUUCACUGGUACACAUGUCUACUUGAUAAAGACUCAAUAGCAGAGCCCAAACAUUGCUUUAAUAAAGUCUGCUCAUAAAUUUGACUUGAAGUGCACAGAUGUUUGUCCACUGUAAAUCUUUGAGUGUGAAUCCGUGAAUGUGUGUGUCUGUGUCCCAGAAACUGUGUAUCUGUGUAUCUGUGUGAGUGUGUGCUUGAAUCUAAGUGUGUGUGAAUCUAUAUUUAUCUGUAAAUGUCUGAACUUUUGUGCAUAUAUUUUUGAGUGUCUGUGUACGGGUGUAAAGAAAGAGGUUGGAGGGCAAACCCAGAACAUAAAUUUCUCAGCAGUGUUACUGCUGUAACAAAACACAUACAAAAUACAGAUUAGGGAAACAGGGCACCCAGCAUUUUUUUUAAAAAUCUUACCAGGCUACUUAUAAUCACCCACGUGCUCCCCCAACAGAUAAAAUAAAUAAAAAUUAUUUUACCAGAUGUAAGAUUGUAAGAAGACCCCUCAGACCUUCUCAAUACAAAUACAAAAAAUACAAUCUACAAAAAGAAUAGAAAUAGAGAAUAUAUAGUGUAGUAAAUUUGAACACCAAAUUUUACACUAGUGGAAUUGCACUCACAAAAUGAGAGAGUAGUGAAGGCAUAUAACGGUCUUUAGACUUGACGGACAGCUGUAAUCUUCUAAUUUCACCUUAAAGAGGGAGAGACACACAAACCAUAGUGCACCAGUAUAAUAAAAAUGAUAACAUUUAUUUGAUUGCACUCACAAAAUAAUGGUUGUAAUCCAGCUUGUCAAAAAUACUUGGGGAAUAAUGGUGCCGGCGUCCUUUUUCCCUUGGCAAGUAAUGACAGGAUAAACCAAAUUAAAAACCAAAUAAAAACAUAUAAAUAAAAAAUCAACAAUAGCAGUAACAAGGUGCUGUAGUGGUCCCUCCACCCUACGCGUUUCGUCUCCAAACGAGACUUCCUCAGGGGCUAAUGAAGGUGCAUGUAACAGUCUAAUUUGGUUUAUCCUGUCAUUACUUGCCCUAAGGACGCCGGCACCAUUAUUCCCCAAGUAUUUUUGACAAGCUGGAUUACAACCAUUAUUUUUACACUAUGGUUUGUGUGUCUCUCCCUCUUUAAGGUGAAAUUAGAAGAUUACAGCUGUCCGUCAAGUCUAAAGACCGUUAUAUGCCUUCACUACUCUCUCAUCUUGUGAGUGCAAUUCCACUAGUGUAAAAUUUGGUGUUCAAAUUUACUACACUAUAUAUUCUCUAUUUCUAUUCUUUUUGUAGAUUGUAUUUUUUGUACUUAUAAUCACCUUAGCAAACAAAUAUGAGGAUUUAGUUAUACCAUAUGGCCAUAUUGUGUUAAGCCCACCACUACGUCACAGUACCCCAAUAUUGGUAUAGAAGUUACAUAAAACCAGUGGUACUACACCCAUAGCCCCUUAAAUAUAAACUGUGACUCACUGCUUGAAAGAACAGCUACUUUCAUACAGUCUUCUGUUCUGAAAUACACACACAUCCACUGACAAUUGGUGUGUGAGAAUGCAGGAGCGUAUUGAUGAUGAACAAAUACACACUGCAUUUACACAUAGACCCUCUUUACCUGGGAUGGGCAAACUUCAGCAUUCCAGAUGUUGUGAACUAUAUAUCCCAUAAUGGUCUUAAAAACCAAAACGUUGGCAAAGCAUCAUUGGGAAAUGUAGUCCACAACACCUGGAGUGCUAAAAGUUGCUUACCACUGCUCUGUACAAAUGUACACCUGCAGUCACACACAGUGGUGUAUUUUGCUUUUGUGCUGCCCAGGGCCGGACUGGCCCACCAGGAUACCGGGAAAUUUCCCGGUGGGCCGCGGCACCUGGGGCCGGUCUGUCAGCCCUAAUCAGGGCUGACAGCUCCUGUGAUCCCGGCCGGCCAUGUGUCAUAAACAAAAAAAAAUUGCGGCUGGGGCAGAGCUUACAUGCGGUGGGGGCGGAGCUUAGCGGGUUGCGGGGGUGGGGCUUAGCGGGCGGCGGGGGAGGGACUUACUGUGCGGCGGCGGCCUGGCUGACUGCAGCAUGGCCUCCAGGAGCUCCAAGCAGGAGGGAAGAAGCAGUGUAUCUGUGUGUGACUGCCUGUGAGUGUGUGACUGUAUGUGUGACUGUCUCUGUGUGAGUGUGUGACUGUCUGUGUGACUGUCUCUGUGUGUGUGUGACUGUCUCUGUGUGAGUGUGUGACUGUCUGUGUGACUGCCUGUGAGUGUGUGACUGUCUCUGUGUGAGUGUGUGACUGUCUCUGUGACUGUCUCUGUGUGAGUGUGUGACUGUCUGUGUGACUGCCUGUGAGUGUGUGACUGUCUCUGUGUGAGUGUGUGACUGUCUGUGUGACUGUGAGUGUGUGACUGUCUGUGUGUGUGACUGUCUGUGUGUGACUGCCUGUGAGUGUGUGACUGCCUGUGUGAGUGUGUGUGUGUGUGACUGCCUGUGAGUGUGUGACUGUCUCUGUGUGAGUGUGUGACUGCCUUGAGUGUGUGACUGUGUGAGUGUGUGACUGUCUGUGUGUGACUGUCUCUGUGUGAGUGUGUGACUGCCUGUGAGUAUGUGACUGUCUGUGUGACUGCCUGUGAGUGUGUGACUGUCUGUGUGUGACUGUCUGUGUGAGUGUGUGACUGUCUGUGUGUGACUGCCUGUGAGUGUGUGACUGUCUGAGUGUGACUGUCUGUGUGAGUGUGUAUGACUGUCUGACUGAGUGUGUGACUGUCUGACUGAGUGUGUGACUGUGAGUGUGUGACUGUCUGUGAGUUUGUGACUGUGUGACUGUCUGUGUGUGACUGACUGUCUGCCUGUGUGUGUGUGUGUGCCUGAUUGUCUGCCUGUGUGUGUGCGUGAAUGUCUGCCUGUGUGUGUGACUGUCUGCCUGUGUGUGUGUGGCUGUCUGCCUGUGUGUGUGUGUGUGGCUGUCUGCCUGUCUUUGUAUGUGUGGGUGUUUGCCUCGGUGUCAGUGACUGUCUGCCUGUGUGUGUGUGUGGCUGUCUGCCUGGGUGUCAGUGACUGUCUGCCUCUGUGUGUGUGUGCGCGCAUCUGCUAGUGAGGGAGCUUCUGUGUGUGUGUGUGUGUGUGUGUGUGUGCCUGCUAGUGAGUGAGCUUGUAUGUGUGUCAGUGAGCUUGUCUGUAGGGAUCAUAUGUGUGUGUGUUAGUGAGCUUGUCUGUAAGGAGCAUGGGUGUGUCGGAGCCUGUCUGUGGUGAGCAUGUGUGUACAGUGAGCUUGUCUGUAGUAAGCAUGAGUGUGAUUGUGAGCUUGUCUGUAGUGACCAUAUGUGUGUCAGUGAGCUUGUCUGUAGUGAGCAUGUGUGUGUCAGUGAGCUUGUCUGUAGUGAAUCUGUGUGUUAGUGAGCUCUUCUGUAGGGAGCGUGUGUGUCAAUGGGCUUGUCUGUAGAGAGAGUGUGUGCGCAUCAGUGAGCUUGUCUGUAAGGAGCAUGGGUGUGUCGGAGCCUGUCUGUGGUGAGCAUGUGUGUACAGUGAGCUUGUCUGUAGUAAGCAUGAGUGUGAUUGUGAGCUUGUCUGUAGUGACCAUAUGUGUGUCAGUGAGCUUGUCUGUAGUGAGCAUGUGUGUGUCAGUGAGCUUGUCUGUAGUGAAUCUGUGUGUUAGUGAGCUCUUCUGUAGGGAGCUUGUGUGUCAAUGGGCUUGUCUGUAGGGAGAGUGUGUGCGCAUCAGUGAGCUUGUCUGUAGUGAGCGUGUGUGUGUGACAGUGAGCUUGUCUAUAGUAAGCUUGUGUGUGUGUAUCAGAGUUUGUCUGUACUAAAUUUGUGUGUGCGCCAGUAACCUUGUCUGUGUGUGUCAUUGUCUGUCAAUGAGCCUAUUUGUGUGCAUUAGUAAGAUUGUCUGUCUGUGUGUGAGUAUGCUUUACUGUAUAAUUUAAUUACCCUAAAAGAACUAAUAUUUUGAAUUAGAAGAAGAAAUGUAUCAAUAAAAAAAAUAAAAAAUAAAAAUAUAUAUAUAUAUAUAUAUAUAUAUAUAUAUAUAUUAAUAUUGUUGCAUCACCAGGGCUCCAGUAUCCAGUAUAUAUAUAUAGGCAAUUGAAAUAGUUGGCUGCACUCUCGGAUUUCAUUAAAAUUUUACUUUUGUUGAAAUAUUUAAGAGAAGAUCAACGUUUCAGUCCCUCUUGUGGACUUGCAUCUGGAUCAUGACAUAAGUCCACAAGAGGGACUGAAACAUUGAUCUUCUCUUAAAUAUUUCAAUAAAAGUUACAUUUUCAGGAAAUCCAAGAGUGCAGCCAACUAUUUCAAUUGCAUAUAUAUAUAUAAACACCCUACAUAGCACAAUGACUGGCUAUGGGGCUGGCAUAGAUUUUUUUCCAGGGCUGCUUCGUAUCCCCAGUCCGGCCCUGGUGCUGCCCCUGGCAUAACUAAACUCGGCCACCCCUAAUCUAAAUUUGUACCACACCUUCCUGUCAAACCUGCACCUCUUCCUAUUUAGGACACACCCCAUCCUUUGUAAACCUCACCCAUCCUCUUUAGGCCCAACAUUCCUCUUAGAGCUCAACCUCUUUCUACCUCAACCUUUUAAGCACACACUCUCACUGACCCAUACAUACACUAAUUGGCACACACACACACACUGUUUACCCAACACCACGGAUGUGUCUACCGCAAGGCAAACAAGGCAUUUGCCUUGGGCGGCAAUUUCCAGGUGUCGGCAAAAACCGUCACCCCCAAAUGCCCAGGCAAAUACCUUGUUUGCCUCGUUUUAUGGGAGCCCAAGAGCUGGCCGGCUGGCCACCUUUGGGCUCCCCCGGGGUAGCAGUCAGUUGCAUCGUGGGCGGGCAGCCACACUAAGCUGUCAGUGAGGGAACACUUUCCCCUGAGCUCUCUGCUCAGCUCCCUCGCGUGACCUGCAAUAAUGCUGGGAGCCGGAAUAUGACGUUAUAGUCCGGCUCCCGGCAUCACUCUGCAGCGCGCGAGGGAGCUGAGGAGAAAGCUCAGGUGAAAGUGCUCCCUCGCUGAAAACUACACGACCGUCUGCCUGCCUUCCUGCUACUGCAGUGUGAGCAAGGGUGUACAGCAAGAAGAGCAGUCAGCGCUCCUUUGUCACCUGUCUACAUUAUGCACAGCCGCACUCCUCAUGGGGCCCUAAGGUGGCCAGCUCUUGGGCCCUCAUGACAGAUGGAACACAGAGGGCCCGGUUAUACUCGUGACCUCUGUAGUUCCGCCAAUGCCACAAGCACCAGAAUAUAUAUAUAUUUUGCACGGCAACUACAAUGCCACCGACAAAAAAGGGCAUGGGCAGGCUCCAUUGGCUGCUAGAGUUGUAGUCUUGUGGGGCGUCGUGGUCCGGCUCAAUAGGCAGUUAAAGUGGUGCAGGUGAUUUUUGCAGUCCCCACUAGAAAGUACCGCCCAUGGUAAAUGCCUUGUUAGCCUCGUGAUAGAUACAGCGCUUGUCACCCCAGGAAUGCAUUGCAUUUACACUUACUAGCAUUGAAUACAAUUAUACACACUGAUAUACAUCAAUGUUCACAAUCUAUAAUGCUGUGCAAAAAAAAAAAAUCAUCCCUACAUUGACACAUAGAUUCUAUGUGUCACUGGAGACCCUAUUAUAAGGCCAAAAUGGACGUUUAAAGGGGCAUAAAAAAAUCAGCAAAUAUUUUUUUUCUACAUUUUUAUAUUGCUUUUUAUUCCUUGAGAUUUUUCAUUCCUUUGGCGAUUUCCACAAGUGCCGGUUUAUUGAUUAAAACGCAUUACCGCUAAUGAGGAUUGCAACCACGUGUGAUCCAGAAACACAAGCUACAGUUUUUAGAAUGUCUAGUAAAACUACAACUCCCGUGAAUCACUGCACAGCACAGGCUUACAGGAAACGUUGGAGCGUGCAGUAUAAAAGCAGCCGCGGCGCUCCCUUUCAGUCUCUUCUGCACUGGACUCAGACAUGAUCGGUUGUGUGAUGGAAGGAGCGGUUCUAAUCCGCCGCCAUCCUCCCUGACUGCCGCUUUUCUGGUCCCGGAUAGACUAGUAUCUGGAUUUCCAUUGCUUUAUCAUCAUCAUUAGGUGAAUAUUUCUCAAAGUCGCUGUAAUUUUUUAUUUUUUUUUAAAACUAUUACCGCAGGCCCUGAUCGAAGCCGGGUUAGUGCUUGCUGUAACUAACGCGGUCAAACAGAGGCCGAGAGCAAUGUUUUCCACCGACGGUCGCUGCUCAGGCUCUGUGUCCGAGAUCAGCAACAUUAUGGGGAAAUACAUCCAUGGUCAUUAAUGUCAAUUAUAACAAGCUGCCACGUUCUGUAUAGUCUAUACGUUUCUUGGGUGUGCCUUUUGUCAAAACUUCCACUUUUAACCCCUUGCACUUCAUGUUUUGCAGAUUCCCUUUCGAGUGUUGAAUGGAAGUGAUCAUGCAAACCCUCGUUUCCUAUGGGGUAAGGUCUAUGUGUUAUAUACUUCAUUCAUCUACAGAUGCACUCACAAAAUGCCACGAAUUAAUUUCUUAUCCUUUUGAUAAUGCUGGUAGCACUGCACUUCAGUGAGGAGGUAGCCAGUAUAAUAUACUAUUGCUGAAGGAGUGUUCUAUAUUGUAACCCAUAACAUUUUUCUUAAGACUCUCAUGGUCCACGCUGUCUCUUGCAAACUAAAAUAUCUUAUCCUAACUAUAAGAUAAGGCUAGGCACUAAUGAAAGUAUUUAGAAAAUUGGGCAGACUAGAUGGGCCGAAUGGUUAUCUGCUGUCACAUUCUUUCUAUGUAACUAUUGGUUUAACUAGUGAAUACUUUUUUGUACAAGCUCAUGGAUUGCACUAUGCAUGCAGUUCUCAUUUUAACAUCUUAGUGACCAUGUGAUCAUGGUGUUUCUGCCCCUUCUUCAUGGAAAAAUUAGUCCCAAGUACUAGGUUGCAGUGAAGAGGUAGCAGGCUACCAUGUACUCAAAAUUGCAAGCUUUAUUUUCCAUUUCCCAAAUGGCCCCGAUCCAAGCCAUGGCAGUGUUCUCAUAGCUGCUGUGGAUAGAAGUGAGCCAAGAUUAAUAUUUCUUUGACGGUCGCUGUUUGGAUUGUUGUAUCUAACUGCAACAUAUAAAGAAAUUAUAAUUGCUGUGUAGUGUAUGCUUUCUUAGUACUGGCAUCUUAGUCUUAAAGGACACAUUUCAUAGACUGCUCCUGUAACAAGUAGAUGAGGACAUUGACCUGCAACAGGAUUAAUUAUGUUCUUUUGCAGGUGGCUGUCUAGAAACAUUGAGACAACAUGGCUCGGUUGUGCAUUACUCCAAGGCAUAGAAGGCAAACAUACUGCAUGGUUUUCAAUAUAACCAUGGCUCAGGAAACUCUUCUGCAUGAAGCCUGCUGCACCAGGACAAAAAGGUAAAAUGUUGUCUCUACUCAUAAAGCACUAGUGGAACAUAAGAUGCCAACAAACUAGCCGGAAGGGGGUAGCAUAUCUAGAGGAGGAAUACAUUGCCCAUUCUUCUGAAGUUAUUGCCUCUUGUGUGAGCUAGUCAUACCUCAAAGUGUAUUUAACCAUUUACUCAAUGGCUAAACUCUCAUAUUUGAGUCUGGCCAUAUCUCACACUAACAUUUCUGGCUUGCCUGGAUGUGGCCAGUGCAAUGUAGACACUGGGUAAGUUGUGAAACCAACUUACAAUGGUUUGACUAAACAUGUGGCUGUAUAACAGGACACUUCUGGAACCAUAACUAAAGCAUGUUCCUUGAAUGUCUCACAUAACUUCCUUAUAAAUGACUUGGGUAUUAAGUACAUUAACUUAUAAAUUCCAGCUUAUUUUUUAUGGUUUCUCAAAGGGCUAUUACCCUGUCCUGCUCUUCGCAUGUUAACCGAGGGCUGCAGCUGUCUCCAUAGCAGCAGUUUCUCCAACAGCAUGCAAGAAAAAAAUGGAGGGGCUUUGAUGGCUGAGGUAUGUCACAUGGUUCCACAUGCUGUCACUCUACCCUCGCACAAUGCCUGCUGUAAUUCAGAAUUUUAAUAUAGAAUGUUUUGCUAUAAGUGUGCAGGGACACUAACAUAUAUUUUAAUAUUGGGGUGCUCUUAGGUUAAGGUAUUGUAGAAAAUGAUGUAUUGAUCUAACUGCUUAAAUAUUGCAGCUGUUAAUUUAAUCACACAGGAUGGUUUUUUCAAUAUUUUUGUGGUAUUAAUACAAACUCUCAGUAACUGCUUUUGCAAGAUAUCAAUAUUUUGGUUCUCAUAUGUUCAUGCAUUCAGGACAAAAUUAGCAUUUGCAAUUUAAAAGAUGUCAUGGAGUAUUACUCCUCAUUUUAAGCUUAAAGUAAAACUUCAUCAAUUAAACAUCCAAAUAAGAUAUGAAUAAUAAAGCAUCGAAGGGACGUAGUUGACAGUUAUCAGAUGAACCUGUAACAUCACAAAGUCCUAUACCAUCUAUGGUAGAUAGUAAAAACUGGUUAAUUGUCACUUAUUGGUAUCAUCUUCAUUUGUGGUGUAACAUACAUAAUGCAACUACAGCUGCAUCCAGCUACUUUAUAAUGAACUGAGGUGAAGCAUGGAAACAGUGAGUUGAUGCCUUGCUCCAUAUGGCCCGUCAUUGUAUUAACUCAAUGUGAUUAGUGUUCAAUUUCUGUUUUUGUAUUUUCAAUAGGUGGUGAACUUUUCCUGUUUAAAUGUCUCAUUGGUAAGUUCCUUUCUUUUCAUAUUUCAUACCAAACCUUAAUAUCAAGGCUUCCUGUGCAGUGAUGAACAUAUUUAUUUGGAGACUGUUGGAUGAAUCUAGCGGAUAUGGGACUGAGCACAGAAAGCACUCUUAAAGAGAAACCUGGCCAAGAAACUAGCCCUAUCUUAAACUUGCUUUACUGCAUGCUGUUGUAAUUGGCUAAUCACUGACUCUGAAAGUACACUAUAUCCUGCCAUAGUGGCUAUAUAGGAGUCUCAAUGCUAUUGGUGAAUAUUCAUUUAGCUAGCUUGACACAAAUACCCAAGCACUGCUUCAGCUUUGCUAAGAGUCAAGCCAGUUAAAUGUUUUGAAGUUAUUAGUGGACUCAUGGCAAUGUAACUAAAGAAUGCUGUAGCCAUAUAGUAACAUGGCUGACACCAAUUUCUGGUCUUGCUACUUUAUAAUGUGGUGGUUUUUGUCUUUCCUAGGGCAAUAUUUAUUUCCCCAUCUUUUGUAA
Messenger RNA from Pelobates cultripes (western spadefoot toad), 9621 nucleotides. NCBI's taxonomy places the organism in Eukaryota, Metazoa, Chordata, Amphibia, Anura, Pelobatidae. The record is from the annotation of a GenBank genome assembly.